This is a messenger RNA of Closterium sp. Yama58-4, 1152 nucleotides long. NCBI's taxonomy places the organism in Eukaryota, Viridiplantae, Streptophyta, Zygnematophyceae, Desmidiales, Closteriaceae. The record is from the annotation of a GenBank genome assembly.
AUGUCCGCCACCUGCUCCCGCCUCGCGCGGCUACUCUCUCGCGCCGCAUUCACGAUUCCUCGAAACGCGCCCCGCAGCAACCAUGGCUCGGUCAGCCAUUUCACCGCGUCUCGGUCCGUGUCGACCAAGAUUGCCGCUCGCGCAGCACCCCAUUUCGCGGAAUCUUCGCGCCCGGGAGCGUGGAACCCCCUGGUGGGGCGUCCUCUCGGACCGCUAAGCGCGCCGAGCCUCGCGUCCUCGAAUCCGCGCAGGGGGUCGUCGGGCGUGGCGGUAGCGCGCGCCAACUCCGCGGACGAGAAUGCAGCGCGAGAGCAGGCGGAGAAUGAGGCGGGGGUUGCGGAGAAGAGAGCGCGACUCGGGUUUGUAGGAGCGGGGCAGAUGGCGGAGGCGUUAGCGCGGGGGCUGAGCGCGGCGGGCGUGGUGGAGUAUGCUGACAUGGCAGCUGCUGACGUCAACAGUGACAGGCUGGCGGUGUUUCAAGGCAUAGGCAUCGACACCAAGGAGAGCGCCAGGGAGGUGGCGGCCAGCAGUGACGUCAUCUUCAUUGCAGUCAAGCCGUUUGCCGUGCAGCCUGUGCUUGCUGACCUGGCGGCCUCGGGCGCGCUGACGGAGCGCCACCUCAUCGUGUCGAUCGCUGCGGGCGUGCCACUUGGCAAGAUGCAGCAGUGGGCGGGGGAGGGCGUGCGGAUCGUGCGAGUCAUGCCAAAUACCCCCUGCCUAGUUGGUGCCACUGCUGCUGCCAUGAGUCUGGGAGAGCACGCAACAGAGGAGGACGGGGCAUUGGUGAGGUCCAUGUUUGGUGUCGUUGGGGAGGUGUACGAGGUGGAGGAACGCCUACUGGACGCCGUUACUGGCCUCAGUGGAAGCGGCCCAGCAUACGUGUUUGUGGCCAUAGAGGCUCUGGCUGAUGGUGGCACGGCGGCAGGCCUUCCCCGGAAGGUGGCUCUCUCCCUCGCUGCUCAGACAGUUUAUGGAGCAGCUAAGAUGGUGAUUGACACUCAGAAGCACCCAGCCCAACUGAAAGACUCUGUCGCAUCACCAGCAGGCACCACUAUUGCCGGGCUCCACGAGCUUGAGAGGGGUGGAUUCCGGUCGCUGCUUAUGAACGCUGUGGUUGCUGCUGCCAAUCGCAGCAAAGAGCUGUCCAAGUGA